This is a messenger RNA of Medicago truncatula (barrel medic), 2974 nucleotides long. Its product is annotated as receptor like protein kinase S.2. Bases 228 to 2795 code for a protein of 855 amino acids. Gene Ontology annotation, biological process: protein phosphorylation. NCBI's taxonomy places the organism in Eukaryota, Viridiplantae, Streptophyta, Magnoliopsida, Fabales, Fabaceae. Gene Ontology annotation, molecular function: ATP binding; protein kinase activity. The transcript has a single exon. The record is from RefSeq and is a predicted model, not a curated record.
UCACAAAAGGUAGGUUCCAAUUUGUCACAUUCACAUAGUUGCACAAAAUUCAACUCUUCAAACUUAACGCGUUGAACUAUACCCACCAAACACAGCACAACAAAUAAAUGCUAAAUAUUCUAGUACCUCUUCAAUAUUACACCUUCUUCAACAUCAUUUUGUAACACACAUGUUUAUGUUCAUAUAACUUGUUUUCUCACAAACCAUUCCUUAAAAAAAACCAAACCAUGCAACUCCAUAAUCUUUGCAUUGUUUUACCACAAAAUUCAGGUGAAAUAAUGAAAGAACAACCUCCUCAAUCUUCAAAGAAAGAAAAAUCUAAGUUCAAAGUUCCUUCAAGGGCUUGUGGUGGAGGACAACAAGUUCUUGAUUUGCUUCAUGAUUCAUUGAGCAAGUUAUGUAGCUCAAGAUGGGUGGGAGGUGCAAAAAGAAUUUACAAACAUAAGGGGGUGCAAAAAGGAAAAAAGAAAAACUCUUCAAGUAAGGCUGUUUUUCAUGACAUGGAUGGUGUACAAUUUGCUGUCAAGAUAGGAAGAGACAAUCCAAGAAUUUUCAGCUAUGCAGAACUUUUUAUAGGUUCUAAUGGUUUCAAUGAAGAACAAGUUCUAGGAAGUGGAGGCUUUGGAAAAGUGUACAAAGCACUUUUGCCAAGUGAUGGAACUUUGGUUGCUGUGAAAUGUUGUUUAUCAGAGAAAGGUAAACAAUUUGACAAGAGUUUCUUAGCUGAGUUAAACGCCGUGGCCGAUCUUCGACAUAAGAAUCUUGUAAGGUUGAGAGGUUGGUGUGUUCAUGAAGAUCAAUUACAUCUUGUUUAUGAUUACAUGCCUAACCGAAGCCUUGACCGAGUACUUUUUCGUCGGCUGGAGAAUUUAAAGAAUGAGCCACUUGGUUGGGGACAAAGAGGUAAAAUAGUUAAAGGUUUGGCUGCUGCAUUGUAUUAUCUGCAUGAACAGUUAGAGACUCAAAUCAUUCAUAGAGAUGUUAAAACAAGUAAUGUUAUGCUUGAUUCUCAUUACAAUGCUAAGUUAGGUGAUUUCGGCAUGGCAAGGUGGUUAGAACAUGAACUUGAAUAUGAGUUCAAGUACAAGUACAAUUACAGCAGCAACAAUAAGAAGACAUCAAGUAGAAUUGAUCAUUUCAAAUUGGGAGAAACAUCGAGAAUUGGCGGAACGAUUGGUUAUCUUCCACCAGAAAGCUUGCAAAAACCAAGCAACGGAACUUCCAAAUGCGAUGUAUUUAGUUUUGGUAUUGUUGUGCUUGAAAUUGUAUCUGGAAGGAGAGCAAUAGAUCUAUCAUAUUCUGAUGAUAAAAUCAUUUUGAUUGAUUGGAUCAGAAGGCUUUGUGAUGAAGGAAAGCUUCUAGAAGCAGCUGAUACAAGGCUACAAAAAAAUGGAUCAUAUAAUUUUUCUGAGAUGAAGCAUUUCAUUCAUAUAAGUCUUCUUUGCACACUUCAUGAUCCAAAUUUGAGGCCUAAUAUGAAAUGGGUUGUGGAAGCACUUUCUGAUUUAAGUUUCAAACUUCCUUCACUUCCUUCAUUUCUAUCUCAUCCUCUUUAUAUCUCUUUGUCUUCACCUUCUGAAACUACCAAUACUAGUAGCACAAGUGGCACGAUGUCGGCCGCUGAAAAUCUUAGCUUAAUCACAAACUAUAGUUCAUCAAACUAUGUUACAGCUGCAGGUGAAACAGUUUAUGUAACAGCUGAACAGAAAAACAGUGGAAUCAGGUCUUCUAAGAGCAUGAAUCAGAAUCAUUACAAGCCAAAUUUUCCUGUGGUUGAAACUCCAAGAGAAAUUUCAUACAAAGAGAUUGUUUGUGCUACAAGUAACUUCUCCGAGUCGAGAAGGGUAGCAGAACUUGACUUUGGAACUGCUUAUCAUGGAAUCCUCGACGACAAUUGUCAUGUUUUGGUGAAAAGGUUAGGGAUGAAGACAUGUCCUGCGCUGCGGGAUAGAUUCUCAAACGAACUCAGGAAUCUAGGAAAGCUUCGACAUCGGAAUUUGGUUCAGCUUCGCGGAUGGUGCACCGAACAAGGAGAGAUGCUUGUGGUUUAUGAUUACUCGGCUAGCAGAAUUCUCAGUCAACAACUUCAACAAAUUCAUAACAAAAGCAGGAACGAUUAUCGAUGUUCGGUACUCGAAUGGCAGCAUAGGUACAACAUAGUGAAAUCACUUGCUUCUGCAGUUCUUUAUCUACAUGAAGAAUGGGAUGAACAAGUGAUUCACAGAAACAUUACCUCUUCAGCUGUAAUUCUUGAACAAGAUAUGAAUCCAAGACUUAGUAGUUUUGCUCUAGCUGAAUUUUUAUCAAGAAAUGAGCAUGGCCACCAUGUAGUCAAUGAUACUUCCAAAUCAGUUAAAGGGAUUUUCGGUUAUAUGUCACCGGAAUAUGUCGAUUCAGGCGAAGCCACCUCGGCAGCCGAUGUUUAUAGUUUUGGUGUGGUGGUACUUGAAAUUGUUAGUGGAAUGAUGGCGGUGGAUUUCAGGUACCAAGAGGUUCUUUUGGUGAAGAAGGUUCAUGAAUUUGUGAUAAGAAAAAGACCAUUGAAGGAAUUAGCUGAUAUAAGACUCAAUGGAGAGUAUAAAGAGAAAGAAUUGAUAAGAUUGGUAAGAUUAGGAAUUGCAUGCACUAGUUGUGAUCCUCAAUUAAGACCAAGCAUGAGACAAAUUGUGAGCAUUCUUGAUGGAAAUGACAAAUUACUCAACAUGAAGAACAAGGAAAGUAGGGAAGAAUGGAGAGACAGAAAUGCUUGUUCUUUAUCAAUGAUUCGGAGAAUUCAAGCUCUAGGAAUACAGUAAGAAAUUACAGAAGAAAUUGUUAUAAUCAAAUCGAGACUUAAAUUUUUGUAUAACAGUGAAUUCACUUGUGUUUUCAGUUCUUUUUCUGUCUAUGUUCUAUCUACUUUGUUUGAUUAUUAUGUUAUGAUAUGUUGUAUAUAAGUGAAGAUUAAUGUAAUCAGUGUUAUGUUUCUUUCACA